Molecule: messenger RNA, 390 nt
Organism: Pygoscelis adeliae (Adelie penguin)
Lineage: Eukaryota; Metazoa; Chordata; Aves; Sphenisciformes; Spheniscidae
Gene: SLIRP
Product: SRA stem-loop interacting RNA binding protein
Exons: 4
Coding region: 1-327 (108 amino acids)
Molecular function (GO): RNA binding
Source: RefSeq, a predicted model, not a curated record
AUGAAUUCAAGGGAUCAAUUCUCCAUCACUCAAGACAUGGGCGGUUGCGGCUGCGCGGGGGUGCCGGGCCCGUGUAACCAGGUGUGCGUUUCCCCCACAGAGGAACUGAAGGAGUACUUCUCCCAGUUCGGGUCAGUACAGAGGUGCCAGCUGCCGUUUGACAAAGAUACAGGCUUUCACAGACGUUACUGCUGGAUUAAAUUCUCAACUCCAGAAGAUGUUCAGAAUGUGUUUCAGAAGGACUCCCACAUACUUGAAGGUGCCAAGCUCACUCUCAAACAGCAGUCCCGUAGAAGACGCAGUCAAAGAAAGAAUCAAAGUGAGUGAGCGGUGGAAGGAGGCUUUAUUUCACUAAAUGUAAAGAAACUAAAAUAAAGAUUACUGAGAAAC